AUGCUGUGCUUUGCCGACGAAGAAGGGACGAUAACUCGAGCGACGUCGGAGAACUCGAAUCGAAUCGUCGUCACGACGACCGGAGCGGGAGGGAGAACUCGAAGUAGGCAGUCGGCAACAACGGCUGAUGGACUAGGUACGGAGAAGGGACGACCGACGACGAAGAACACAAUGACGAACCGGAGAACAACGGCAACAACUGCUGAUGAACUCGUAGGUACGGAGAAGGGACGACGACGGAGAACUCGUGCUUUGACGGAGAAGGGACGACGGAGAACUCGUGCUUUGACGGAGAAGUUGGGACGACGUGGCCUGGGACGACGGAGAAGUUGA
Messenger RNA from Linum trigynum, 333 nucleotides. The record is from the annotation of a GenBank genome assembly. Lineage: Eukaryota; Viridiplantae; Streptophyta; Magnoliopsida; Malpighiales; Linaceae.